Molecule: messenger RNA, 2188 nt
Organism: Amphibalanus amphitrite
Lineage: Eukaryota; Metazoa; Arthropoda; Thecostraca; Balanomorpha; Balanidae
Product: erlin-1-like
Exons: 8
Coding region: 334-1440 (368 amino acids)
Biological process (GO): SREBP signaling pathway
Cellular component (GO): endoplasmic reticulum; endoplasmic reticulum membrane
Molecular function (GO): cholesterol binding; ubiquitin protein ligase binding
Source: RefSeq, a predicted model, not a curated record
UGGGGUAUAUUGGUCCGGCCAAUCACGUUCCAUAACCGCAGCCGAGCCCCCGCUGACCUUGGACGGGAUUGGCCAGACGACGUAGAAUCUUCGCCGUCCGAGAGACAUCGAACGCGGGGUGUGUUUUUGAUGUUAUUUAUCGCUGAUUACUCUAGGGCGCCCCCUUUAGAAGGGUGGUUAUUUCAGCCCAAUUGAAAUAUCUCGAUUUGUUUGUACAGAACUAGGCCCUGAACCUGAAGUCAAAGCUUUUCUUCAAAAAAUCAGGCUUAACGUGAUUCGCAAAGAAAUCGUAUAUUGAUAUCAAUAUCAAUAUAAGAAAAGGUUGAUGCUGUCAUGGCGAAUGUGUUGGGAGCUGUUGCUACAGGUCUGGCAGUUUUGGCCGUCACAGUAAACUUUUCACUGCAUAAAAUCGAAGAAGGUCAUGUCGGAGUCUAUUUCAGGGGCGGCGCCCUUCUGCAGCAGACCAGUCAGCCUGGUUACCAUAUGAUGAUUCCGUUCAUCACCGCCUAUCGCUCCGUCCAGGUGACCCUACAAACUGACGAGGUGACCAACGUUCCGUGCGGAACCUCGGGUGGCGUGAUGAUCUACAUCGACAGGAUCGAGGUGGUCAACUGGCUCUCUCCGGACGCAGUGCACAGCAUCGUCAAGAAUUACACAGCAGAUUACGACAAGACGCUCAUCUUCCACAAGAUUCACCACGAGUUAAAUCAGUUCUGUUCGGCACACACCCUGCAGGAGGUUUAUAUCGACCUGUUCGACAAAAUCGACGAGAACCUCAAGGCGGCUCUGCAGCUGGACCUGACGGAGAUGGCGCCUGGUCUAACCAUUCACGCCGUGCGGGUCACCAAGCCCAAGAUACCAGAGUCCAUCAGGAAAAACUACGAACUCAUGGAGGCAGAGAAGACAAAGCUGCUGAUCUCGAUUCAGCGUCAAAAGGUGGUGGAAAAAGACUCCGAGACGGAGCGGAAGAAGGCCGUCAUCGAGGCAGAGAAGAACUCUGAGGUGGCCAAGAUCCGCUACCAGCAGAAAAUCAUGGAGAAGGAAUCCCUGCAGAGGAUAUCGACCAUUGAAGACGAGAUGGAGAUAGCCCGUAAGAAGGCCGUGGCAGACGCCGAGUUCUACUCCCGACAGCGCCAGGCGACAGCCAACGAAAUGCUACUUACACCAGAGUUCCUCGAAAUGAAGCGCAUCGAGGCGAUUGGCGCCAACAACAAGGUCUACUUCGGCUCCAGCAUCCCCAGCAUGUUCAUCGAAGGCACUGGACCGCGGCCGGCAGCUUCUGCAGCAGCUGCAGCUGUGUCCGCUGAAGGAGCUGGUGGUUUGGCGUCGGAGCAGGCUGGAAAAGUCACUCAGGAUUCGCGAAAAUCGGCGGCAGCGGCCGGCGACGCUGGCGCCACCCCGGCGGCGGCGGCAUUGGGUGGAACUAGUGGUAAACACUGACGACAGAAGAUGGCACCAAAGGAGGGCAGAAUGUGAUGCCAUGUGUGGGUGUUGUGUGAUGUAUGUGCGUAUUUGAUGUGAUAUGUGUGAUUCUCGUGAAACGUGAAAUUGGUGUGAUUUGUGGGUAUUUUGGUGGCAAAUAUGGUGAUUUUGUAAGUCAAUUUCCUCUGCAUCGAUGGCUGUUUGUUGCUAAUGCGUUGGUCAGUCUAAAAGACGGAAGCAGACUUGCCAGUCAGCAGGUUGCAUGUGGAACCUAUUCAAAUAAGGAAGCUCUCGCUCGCCUCAAUCAGGCGCAUGGAGAUGCGAGCGAGAUAUAGACAUUUGAGUAGGCUUUCGCUAGCGAUUUCCUGACCGCUAAAAGAGUCUGUUUCAGCCUCAACAAUCAAGUUUCUGAUACACUGCCGUAAGCCUUCUCCGUAAAACUAACAUCAUAUGAGGUCAUGAACAGUUCCUCGCCUGAUGGGCCUCACCAGUUGUGUGUCCACGUAUCGUAAUCGCAUCACAGUCGUCUCAUGGUCGCGUUGUGCGCGACAAGUAACGUCAUAUCAACAAUAGCAUAGUGGGGAGCUUCUUGUAUUGCAGACGCGUUACACAGUCUUCGUGCAUUCGAUGCGUUGUGAUAUUCAUGUUUAGCGCUCAGAAAUGCUCUGAUGAGUGAGCAUUCCGAAAUGCUGUUGCUUGGCGACGGGAUACCGAAUAGACAAGUUCAGAACAGACUAGAUGCUGAAUAGACAAGCCAGUUUUCGUU